Molecule: messenger RNA, 820 nt
Organism: Harpegnathos saltator (Jerdon's jumping ant)
Lineage: Eukaryota; Metazoa; Arthropoda; Insecta; Hymenoptera; Formicidae
Exons: 6
Coding region: 409-726 (105 amino acids)
Source: RefSeq, a predicted model, not a curated record
UUGGCAACACUGGGUGAAGCAUUCGCAGUAGAAACAUGGCGGCAUCCGUGGAACAUUUGCGUCUUCUGGACGCAGAAGAUAAUGAAGAAUAUACAAUUGUAGUAAGUUUAGAAGAUGCAGAAAAAGCGUGAAACGACAUGAAUUUUGCGACAAUAUUAUUACAAGAAGCAAAGAAGCAACAAGAUAACAAGCAAACAAGCAGAAAUAACAUGGAAUUGUCCAAUACGUCGUCACUUAUACAUUAUGCAAGCACAAGUAGCAAUGAAAGUAACAGUUGUGAACCUACAGAAGAUAUGCAUAUAUGGAUGAAAUCCUGUUACUAUUACAUCUAUACAGCAAGUAUAUAAAGAUAAAUUCAAUAGCGGAAAAGGUACUGUCAAGCAGUACUGGAAUAAAAUAGCAUAAAGUAUGCAAAAAGAGAAAUACAAUGUGUCAGGCUUGAAAUGUUCUACAAAAUUACAAUCCUUGAAAAGGACGUUCAAAGCUAUGAUAGAUCACAAUAAAAAAAGUGGGAACAAUCGAAAAGAAUGGGAAUAUCAAAAGAAUAUGGAGGAAUUAUUUUCAAAUAAACCAUGGGUACAACCUCUUAGUAUAGCUGGAUCACACAUUGAAGACGAUAUAAAAGAAGAAAAAGAAAAUAUAUUAGAAAGAUGUACAAAAAAGAGGAAAUUAAGUAUGCUAGUAGAGGAAUAUACAGGGUGCACGAUUUAUCUGAAGACAUUGUAAUAUCUCGAGAACUAUACAUUGGAUAAAAAAAAGUGGUUAAUGAAAGUUGUUAGUCUCGAAGGGGGACAUCCAAUGAUACCAAACUCAACCUCCC